AUGACGCCUAACACGGUCACUACGAGCAACUUGCAUGAGACAUUGGCGUUAACCACCGAGGAGACGAGCGCGAUGGACACGGCCCUUGAAAUGGUACCCGACAGCCAAGAAGCACACUACAACAUAGCUCAACCGCGUCACGACCGCUCGACUACGGGCGCAUCGACAUGCUCUGCCCAAGGACCAAACAAUUUCGGCAGAAGCGGACGCGACUAUCGAGCAAGCCGACCUCACACCCACAGCCUGGGCCAGACACACGAGGCUUCAUAG
Messenger RNA from Anthostomella pinea, 270 nucleotides. Lineage: Eukaryota; Fungi; Ascomycota; Sordariomycetes; Xylariales; Xylariaceae. The record is from the annotation of a GenBank genome assembly.